AAGAGUAAACCUUGAUACCUUUAUCUGAUUGCAAAUUGGCUAUAUACUCGUAACUUUCGUCUUUUUGUGACAACUAUUGAAGUACAAAGAUCUUGAACAUCGAAAGUGAAACAACAUUUUCUCCAGGUGUGAAAAAUCUCUAAGCAAGCUUGAAGCCAGUACUUUCCCGUGGAGUGGAUGACUGUUCCAGACUGGAGGAGGAAGAGUGUAAUAUAGUGUCACAAUGGCAUCAGGUGGAUUACACACACUAUCAGAGUUGAGGAUUGUGUUGCUGGGUAACAGAAUAUCUGGGAAGAGUUCCUCAGGGAAUACCAUCCUGGGCAGAGAAGAGUUUGAUCUGAGGACAUCUGCUCAGUCUGUGAGGAGACAUGGAGAAGUAUCAGGGAGGCAGGUCACUGUUGUCAACACUCCAGGAUGGUGGGCUAAUCACCCUGUGGAGUGGACACCUGAGAUGGUUAAACAGGACAUUGUCCUCAGUGUGUCUCUGUGUCCCCCAGGACCCCACACUGUCCUUCUGGUCAUACGGGUGGAUGGUUCAUUGACUGAGAAACACAGGAGAUCGGUUGAGGGACACAUGGAACUUCUCGGUGAGACAGUCUGGAGUCACACUAUAAUCCUGUUCACCUUUGGGGACUGUCUGGGAGACACAACCAUUGAACAGCACAUUGAGAGUGAUGGGAAGGAGCUACAGAGGCUUGUUGAAAAAUGUGGAAACAGGUAUCAUGUCUUCAACAAUAAGAACAUGGGUGAUGGAUCUCAGGUCACAGAGCUGCUGGAGAAGAUAGAGGAGAUGGUGACAGGAAGGAGAGGAGGAUAUUACAAGGUAGAGAAAGAGUUUCUAACAAAGACAGAAAACAGGAGGAAGGCAGAGGAAGAGAGAGCAAAACAGAGACUGAUGAAGGUGAAGGAACAGAGAGAGGCCCUGAAAUCACAACUGGAUGACUCCCUCCAUCUCUCAGAGUUGAGGAUUGUGUUGCUGGGAUCCAGAACAUCUGGGAAGAGUUCCUCAGGAAACACCAUCCUGGGCAAAGAGGAGUUUGACCUGAAGACAUCUGCUCAGUGUGUGAGGAGACAUGGAGAAGUAGCAGGGAGGGAGGUCACUGUGGUGGACACUCCAGGAUGGUGGGCCAAUGUUCCGAUUGAGGAGACUCCAGAACUGGUUCUGGACGAGAUUGUCCUCAGCAUGUCUCUGUGUCCUCCAGGACCACACACUGUCCUCCUGGUUAUAGAUGUGGAUGUUUCAUUCAAAGAGGAACACAGAAAAUCGGUGGAGGAACAUCUGAAGCUUCUCGGUGAGACGGUCUGGAGUCACACUAUAAUCCUGUUCACCUUUGGCGACUGUCUGGGAGACACAACCAUUGAACAGCACAUUGAGAGUGAAGGGAAGGCCCUCCAGGGGCUUGUUGAGAAAUGUGGAAACAGGUAUCAUGUCUUCAACAAUAAGAGCAGGGGUGAUGGAUCUCAGGUCACAGAGCUGCUGGAGAAGAUAGAGGAGAUGGUGUCAGGAAACAGGGGAGGUUAUUAUAAGAUAAAGAGAGACAUUCUUGAGAAGAAACAAGAGACAAGGAAGACAGAGGAAGAGAGAGUAAAACAAAGACUGAUGAAGGUGAAGGAACAGAGAGAGGCCCUCAGAUCACUUGUAGAUGACUCCCUCCAUCUCUCAGAGUUGAGGAUUGUGUUGCUGGGAUCCAGAACAUCUGGGAAGAGUUCCUCAGGAAACACCAUCCUGGGCAAAGAGGAGUUUGACCUGAAGACAUCUGCUCAGUGUGUGAGGAGACAUGGAGAAGUAGCAGGGAGGGAGGUCACUGUGGUGGACACUCCAGGAUGGUGGGCCAAUGUUCCGAUUGAGGAGACCCCAGAACUGGUUCUGGACGAGAUUGUCCUCAGCAUGUCUCUGUGUCCUCCAGGACCACACACUGUCCUCCUGGUUAUAGAUGUGGAUGUUUCAUUCAAAGAGGAACACAGAAAAUCGGUGGAGGAACAUCUGAAGCUUCUCGGUGAGACGGUCUGGAGUCACACUAUAAUCCUGUUCACCUUUGGCGACUGUCUGGGAGACACAACCAUUGAACAGCACAUUGAGAGUGAAGGGAAGGCCCUCCAGGGGCUUGUUGAGAAAUGUGGAAACAGGUAUCAUGUCUUCAACAAUAAGAGCAGGGGUGAUGGAUCUCAGGUCACAGAGCUGCUGGAGAAGAUAGAGGAGAUGGUGACAGCUGACAGGAGCGAACAUGACGGAUCUGAUGACCAGCAUAUGAAAUGCUCUGAAUACGACUUCCUGACAUCACAAUCAGCAUUUGAAGACGGUUCUGAAAGAAAAUCAAAGGGGCCUAUAUGGGUUCAAAACUCAGACACCAUGGGGCUCCAGUGCUCCGCUCCAGGUCUGUUCCAGUGCAGGUUGACAGGGCUGGUGUUUCAGAUGGAGGGGGAGGGGGAGGUGCAGUACAAGACUAUCCAAUGGGAUGAGAGUUUAUUACACUCCACAGGUCAGGUUCCUGCAGGACCUCUGUACAGCAUUAAGUGCCCUCAGGGUUCUGUCAGUGAGCUCUACCUUCCACACUGUGAGGUUCUCUCUGGAGAGGGUUUUGGUUCCCUGUCUGUGGCCCAUGUUACUGGUGACAGUGUGGAGGUUUUACCACCACUGAGGGUGACCGAAACACACAUAGUGGUGACCAUCAGAGACCUGUCCUUAUGGGGCCUGGUCAGAACCUAUAUUCCCUUCCUGUCCAUAAAGGGACAGGUGCUGCCUUUCCUCAAAUCCGUGGACAGUUCACGUUCUGUUCUGGAUGUGAUCGUCCUGCCAUCAAAUGUGCCACUCAGUGAGGUGAAGCAGCAACAGACAGGAAGCACCUACAUCCAGGUCUGUUCAGGCUGCACUCUCAUUAGAUGGGAAACAUACUUUCUCUCCUCUGACCUGGAGAACAUCCAGGAGAAGAUAACCCCAGAGUGUGCUGCAUUUGAUUGCAACUAUGGUCCAAACUUCCACCCCUCCUUUCAAGUGUUCCUGGAUCCGAAUAUGAAGGAUUUGAAGCUGAGUCUGCUGAAUGGAGGGGCUGGUGGUGACUUGGUGUGGACAGGGAUGAUUCCUCUGCCAGGUGCUCCUGUGGCGGGAUGCGAACAGACUAGGACUCCUCCAAAGGAUUCUGCAGACAAGCUGCUGCGUUCUGUACGGAAGGUCUUUGUGGAUCGUGUGUCAAAGCCUGUUGUUGAUAAUCUGCUGGAUGUUCUUCUGCAAGAGAAGGUUAUUAAUACCAAUGAAAUGGAGACAGUGAAGGAGAUGUCUGUGAGGGCAGAGAAGGCGAGGGAGAUCAUAGACAUGGUGUUGAAUAAAGGACCUGCUGCGUGUUCUAAAAUGAAGGCCUCUCUGGUAGAACUGGACCCCUACUUAAGCAGAACAUUUGGGUUCAGCUGAAAUGCGGUUGGAGGGUUAAAUAAUAUAACUGGUUUGUUUUGUAUAUCGGGUAAGCAAAGGAAUCAACCCAUCAAAACUCUGAACCAUGAAAAUGCUUUGCUAUGUUUACCUAUAUACAGUUCAGAAACUGACGCCUCACAGGUACUCAACUGGCAACUUUAUUAAAUAGCAGCCGCGAAACACCAGUCUCAGCAUCAACAGUAAAGAGGUGACUCCGGGAUGCUGGCCUACUAUUUAAUCAAGCUGACACAUGAGGACCUGUGAGGCGUCUGUUUUUCAAACUAGACACUCUAAUGUAUUUGUGCUCUUGCUCAGUUGUGCACUGGGAUCUCCCACUGCUCUUUCUACUCUGGUUAGAACCAGUUUGCGUUGUUCUGUGAAAGGAGUAGUGAUACUGAAGAUACUCAACUUGUCUAAUGAAGGACAGUUUUAUUGCUUCUUUAAUGAACACAACAGCUUUGCAAAAUGGUUUUCUAAUGAUCAAUUAGCCAUUUAAAAGGAUUAACUUGGAACAUAACGUGCCAUUGCAACACAUGAAUGAUGGUGGCUGAUAAUGGGCCUCUGUACACCUAUGUAGAUAUUCCAUAAAAAAUCUGCCGUUUCCAGCUACAAUAGUCAAUUUACAACAUUGUCUACACUGUAGUAUUGUGAAUUUUGUUAUUUUAAUGGAUGAAAAUGUAGAUUUUCUUUCAAAAACAAGGACAAACAAGUGACCCUUCUGAACAUUAGUGUAUAUACAGUAUAUACAUACACACACAUUACCUCCAGUAAGUAUUCAGAACAUACACAUAGUACCCCAUAUUGAAAAAGCAACAACAAUGUUUUUUAAAUGCAUGCUACGUUAUUGGAUAUAUGAAACUAAAAUAUCUAACCAAUGUAAGUAUUGGUGUUGCAAUAAAUAUUUUUCUUAAGAAAAUAUUGAUUACUUUUAAAUAAUUUAGUAGACACUCUUAUCCAGGACUCCGGAGAAGUAUAAUCUCUAGUUUAAAUUGACUGCUGAUAACACUGACAAGCUAAAAGUACAGAUAUAAAACAUUUAAUUUCUGUAUAUGGUAUAUUGCAAAUCCAGGGACAACCAAAUAUUUCUCUUAUAUGCAAUGAUAUGAAUCCCACUGCUUCGCUCUUUUUGUUGGUGGAUUUCUGACAUGAAUAUGAUUAAAACAAUAUGUUACUCACCUAUGACAAUGGUCUCAACUGGGCAAACAUGCUGCCCCCAAUUUAGCAUUACAAGAGGAACAUGACAAGGCUGUUCACAUUCGCCUUUGAUGUUUCCUAUGGCUUUGGAUCAAUUGUCAUAGGCUAUUUGAAAGUCACUUGAAUAUGCACCUACCAUGGUUAAAAACUUGAUGAUUUUCAAAGUUGAGAUAUUUUGGAUUAGUUUUAUGCCCCUCAGAUCAACUGUUCAAUUAAACUACAAUAAUAUUCUUCAGCUUGUAGAUGCAAACCUAGAACGCUUGGCUUUGAUUAUAAAUUAAUUCCAAAGCAGAUUAGCUUAACCUCAGAAACUUUUAAUAUUUUUAUGGUCUUUUGCAUCUGUUCAACUCUACAGUAUAAGUAGCAUAGCGACCUAUGGAGGAAAAUAUAGUAUAUCCACUCAGAAACCAAUUCAGGACAUUUAAAUCCAAUAUAAUGUAUCAGGAACCUCUUCAAUUCAGGACAUUUAACCCCUAUAUAAUGUACCAGGAACCCCUUCAGUUAAGGUCCUACAACCACAAUAUAAUGUACCAGGACCCUCUUUGUACUUUUACCUGCAGUUGUAAGCAACUCUUCAAUUCUGUGAUGUUCUACAGGGAACGGAACUAAACACACACCCUGUUAUUAAAUUAUUCUCCACUCAAAAAACCUGAGGAUUAGUCUCAGAAAUGUAUACUCAUACACUGGCCUUUUUAUAUUGCAAUUAGUGUCUGUGUAUAAAUAGUCAAUGAGUUGGUUAGCUCCCACGUGGAUGCACUGA
Molecule: messenger RNA, 5360 nt
Organism: Esox lucius (northern pike)
Lineage: Eukaryota; Metazoa; Chordata; Actinopteri; Esociformes; Esocidae
Product: GTPase IMAP family member 8-like
Exons: 11
Coding region: 224-3406 (1060 amino acids)
Biological process (GO): regulation of apoptotic process
Molecular function (GO): GTP binding
Source: RefSeq, a predicted model, not a curated record